AGGAGCAUGCAAUGAUAUUUUUAAGUCCGAUCAAUUAACAUUAACAUGGAAUAGUAAAAUAAGCAACAACAACCCAAAUAUGAGCCUUGAAUGAGCUUCCCACAAAGUUACGAGUGCAUGCAUUUGAUUCUUGGCAAUAAUGCGCUUCCCAACCAUUCACCUACCCUCAAAGCUCCCAAAUUGGUUAUCAAGAAUCAACGAGUCUUCAACUAAUGGGAGAUGGGAAGAAGUGCUUUCCCACUAUCAGGAAAUGAAAAUCGCUGGGGUUCAGCUUACAGACCCUUCAGUUUUCCCUUCCAUUCUCAAAGCAUGUUCUAACGUCUCCUUUAGACGUGGAAAGUCUAUGCAUGCAGGCUUGGUUAAGCAGGGAUUUGAAUUGUUCACUUCAGUCAGUAACUCCACCAUGGACUUGUACAUGAAGUGUGGAGACCUGGGUUCUGCAUUGGGUGUGUUUAACUGCAUGAGGAGCAGAGAUUCUGUCUCUUGGAAUAUAAUGAUACAUGGGUUUCUUGCUCAGAGAGCUUUACAAGAAGGGUUGCAGUGGUUUAUGAAUGCAAGGGUUGCUGGGUUUGAGCCCAGCAAUUCCACCUUGGUGCUUGUAAUACAGGCAUGUCAAAGCCUUAGAGCUAAGCUUGAGGGAAUGGAAGUGCAUGGUUACGUAAUUAAGAAUGCGUUUUUGGCAAUUUGUUCAGUUCAGAACUCUUUGUUGAGCAUGUAUGCAGAGGCCGACAUGGAGAGUGCUUGGAGAAUGUUUGAUGAAAUGUGUGACAAAGAUGUUAUCUCUUGGAGUGUGGUAAUUGGUGGUUAUGUAAGAAGUGGGAAAGCUCAGGUUGGUUUGCAUGUGUUUCAGGAGAUGGUAUCUGAGGUUUCCAUUGAGCCAGAUGCUGUAACUAUGGUGAGUGUCCUUAAAGCCUGCACUAGUUUAGGGCACUUGAAUUUGGGAAGGGUGGUUCACGGGUUAGUGAUCAGUAGAGGUUUUGGGUUUGAUAUUUAUGUUGGGAAUUCUUUGAUUGAUAUGUAUUCAAAGUGUUAUGAUGCUGAUUCUGCCUUUGAAGUCUUCAAUGAGAUGUCUAGGAGGAACAAUGUCUCAUGGAAUUCUAUUUUGUCUGGUUUUGUCCUAAAUAAGAAGCAUUUGGAAGCUCUAUCGCUGUUUUAUUCGAUGGGGAAGGAAGGAAUUGAGGCAGAUGAAGUGGCUCUUGUGAAUAUUCUUCAGACAUGCAAGUACUUUGUGCAGCCGUUUCAGUGCAAGUCAGUCCACUGUGUAAUAAUGCGGCGGGGAUAUGAAUCAAAUGAACUGGUGCUAAAUUCUCUAAUUGACGCUUAUGCAAAAUGCAAUCUUGUUGAGCUGGCAUGGGGCCUUUUUGAUGGGAUGGAGAGAAGAGACGUGGUUUCUUGGAGCACCAUGAUUGCAGGGUUCACCUACUGCGGCAGGCCUGAUGAAGCAAUAGCUGUUUUCCAAGAGAUGAGUCAUGACGCACAAGAGAAGCUCAAUGCGGUUGCCAUUAUCAAUCUUCUUGAUGCUUGUUCAGCUUCAGCUGAGCUGAGAAAGUCGAAGUGGGCUCACGGAAUUUCAAUUCGAAGAGGGUUGGAAGCACAAGUAGCAGUUGGAACUGCAAUAGUUGAGAUGUACUCCAAGUGUGGGGCAAUAGAAGACUCAUGGAAGGCAUUUGAACAAAUUCCUGAAAAGAAUGUUGUUUCAUGGAGCGCCAUGAUAGCAGCAUAUGGUAUGAACGGGCUUGCACGUGAAGCCUUAGCUUUGCUUGCUGAAAUGAAGCAACACAGAGUCCAGCCAAAUGCUGUGACAGCUCUUUCAGUGCUAUCUGCUUGUAGCCAUAGCGGGUUGGUUGAAGAGGGGCUUUCUUUUUUCAAUUCAAUGCUUCAGGAUUAUGGGGUUGAGCCUGGAUUGGAACAUUACUCAUGCGUGGUUGACAUGUUGGGUCGGGCAGGAAAGCUUCAUACUGCAAUGGAUUUAAUCAAGAAAUUGCCUCUGGAGGCUGCUGGUGCAAGUGUUUGGGGGGCACUUUUGAGUGCUUGUAGAAGCCAUGGAAACAGUGAGCUCGGCGCCGGAGCUGCCUCUCAUGUUCUUGAGAUGGAGCCUUUGAAUUCGGCUGGUUAUUUGCUGGCAUCAAACAUGUAUGCAUCAGGUGGAUCGUGGGUUGAUGCUGCGAGGAUGAGAAGGUUGGUGAAGGAGAGAGGGGUGAGGGUUGUUGCUGGUUACAGCUUGGUGCAUGUUAAUAACAAGGCAUGCAGAUUUUUAGCAGGGGAGAGGUGCCACCCAGAAGCCGGUGAAAUACUUGGCAUAGUUGACCAGCUGCAUGGUUGUAUGAAGAUUGGCAAGAAUUUACUGGUCAUCGAAUGCUGAGAGUACAUAAUUAUCCUCCUUGUAUGUACUUUUUUUACAUUUAAAUUUUAAGCCCAAGUGAA
Corylus avellana is the source of this 2424-nucleotide messenger RNA. RefSeq names its product Tetratricopeptide repeat (TPR)-like superfamily protein. Lineage: Eukaryota; Viridiplantae; Streptophyta; Magnoliopsida; Fagales; Betulaceae. Gene Ontology annotation, molecular function: RNA binding; protein binding. Gene Ontology annotation, biological process: RNA modification. The record is from RefSeq and is a predicted model, not a curated record.